This is a messenger RNA of Diversispora eburnea, 534 nucleotides long. NCBI's taxonomy places the organism in Eukaryota, Fungi, Glomeromycota, Glomeromycetes, Diversisporales, Diversisporaceae. The record is from the annotation of a GenBank genome assembly.
AUGACUCCAGAGAUCGAAUGUGUAGAACCUGUAGACGAUAAAGUUGAACCUCCUUCUGAGAUCAUCGAAUCGAUGAAUGUUGAUCCCGAUUUAUCAGUAAAUGAUGAUUCCGAUUUAUCCCUCGACGAACCAAAAACCAGUAGCGAAGAAACUCCCACCCAGAUAUCAUACCCACCCGGAUAUCCAGCCAGGGAGCAACGAGAGGCUCGUCUUCGUGAAAAAGCUAUCAAACUUGGCGAGGAUCCAGAGAAGUUUAUGGUUAUAACUGAGAAAGAUAAACUCGAUUCGAUAGUAUUUAAGGAUAAGAUGCAGACUGAUGCAAGGAUGUGUGAUUAUGCGAAGGAAGGCGAUGAAGACCCCAAAGAAUAUAUGCUCAUGGAAGUACGUGAUAGAUUAAUAGGAGAAGAAAUAAUUCGUCGAUAUAAUGAAGAACACGGAAUUUCCUCAUUGUGGCUCGAUACUGACGAGGAAUGGAAAAAAACGGUUAACAUACUCCAGGAAAAUGGAAUGUAUGGCAAAUUGCUCGAUCAUUAA